AGGUACUCUUCCUCGGUGUGAGAUAUCCACCGACGACUUUGAUAUCAUUUGCAUCAUCUAUCAGCUGCCUCCGAAUAAGAGAUAACUUCAACAGGAAAAUGCCUCUAAGGCCUGACUUCAAGACCAUCCAGAAGAUGAUGGCCGAGGCGAGAGCCUUGAAGACAUCCUCCUCUGAUACAAGAAGCAGAUGGAGGAUUUGGUGGAUGCCAGCAAGAGGCUCCAGCCUCCAACAGAGGAGGAGGUGACAGAGGAUCCGGAGGCCAACUUGCUGCGAAAGGGCAAGAAGUCUGUUGGCCCUUCGAAGCGCCCAACAAUAGCGAGGCCACCCUUGGUCCUGAAGCAGACCACCAUACCUAUUGGGGUGGCCAUCCCGGAGAAGACACCUGUACCCUCUGAGGCUUCUCCUGUCCCUGCUACAGCUCCAGUUGCCGCUGUUCCAAUUGCCCAAGUGCCGGGGCAGCCGAAAAGAAAGAGAGCCAAUCCUUCGAAGGAGGACUUCUUGGGCCCAAAUUCUGAGGAGCUAGUGAAAGAGGUGUUGGAGGCUCUUCCUUCGGAGACGGCGGCAGUGGCGGUGGUCCACAACAAAUAUUGGACAAAGGAAUGGAGAGACCACACUGCCGCAUGCACCGCCGAAGACCUCAUUGCUGCCAACAGUGCCUGUGUGGCCCGUGUCCUAAGCACAAGCAUCCAACUUGAAGGCUUGAUGAAAGACCUCAAUGCCAAGAUGGAGGACCUCGCCAAGCGUUUUGAGGAGGCGAUGUAUUAAGGACGCAGUGCCAGAGGCCCGGGCCAAGACCUCGGAGGAGGAGAAAGCAAGAAAAGAAGUCGAGGCCCAGCUGGUGGAUGCAAAGGAGGAGAUUGAGCGGCUGAAGAAGGAGCUCUAUGAAGUGGAGUGCCAGGUGGCUGCAAUGACCAGAAGGGUGGAUCAUGCUAAUGAGCACCACUGGCCCGCCAUAGAGGCUCUGGAGGCCUCCAAUAAAGAAAAAGCUGAGCUGAGGCAGAGGGCGAAAGCUCAAGCUGAGGAGAUUGCCUCCCUGAAGGGGGAGAUGAAGUCGGUAGGGGAGAUGGCGGUGCGGAACUUUAUCGAUCAUUUCGAGGAGCACCCCCUGUACGACGACUUUGCCAAUUACUGGGCCUUUUGAGGUGCAGAAGGACUGUUGGGUCGGCUAAAAGAGGUCCACCCUACUCUGGACAUAUCCUCUUUAGAGGCAGAGUUUGGUGGGCCUACUGGAGGCUGGCCUGACAGGUUUGCCGAGGAGACUCGAGAGGUCUCGGAGAGGGACGAGGCGGAGGCUGGCGCGGAUGAUGCCCCAGUAGAAUGGGGUCAUUCCUGUAAUGGAUUCGGCCUCUUUUGUAAUUCAAUUUUAAAUGAAUGAAAUGAAAAUUUUGUCUAAGUAUUGUUGCUUCUGCCUUUUCAUUGUGUUGAGCUGUUUAUACUCGAGUAUAUGAAUGACAAGCACUUAAGCAAACAAUAAGCACCACUUAUCGAUAACCAGUCGAUAAAAGGAGAUCGGAGCAAUAACAUAUUAAAUAAUUGAGGCAACAACUCAUUAACUGAUUAGACAUAAAGAACUGAAGUAUCAUUACUUAGAGAUUACAUCAUCCAUCACUAAGGCAAUUUCAGCACUUAGUAAGAUAGGGAAGUUACAAAUGAGAUCGGAUCGUGACAAACCACACAUUAGACAGCAUCGAGAUCUGAUCGGAGCAUACGUUCAUCAUUGAUCGUACUUUCUCAAGUGUUCGAUGUUCCAUUAAUGAGACAGUAUUCUCUCUGUCAUAUCUUCAAUUUUAAAAGUACCCGGUUGGGACUCCUUGCAGAUGCGAUAAAGACCCUCCCAAUUUGGUCCAAGCUCUCCAGCUUCAGUUGGCUUUGAUGAUUGGAAGACCCUUCUAAAGACGAGGUCCCCCAACUAAACAGUUCGAUUUCUGACUUUGGAGUUGUAAUAGCAGGUCAUUUUCCUUUGAUACUUUGUCAGUUUUACUUGGGAGGUAUCCCUCCUUUCUUCAAGGAGGUGGAGUUCGCUCAUUCGAGUUUCGUCGUUAUCGAUCUCAUUGAAAUGUAUCCAACGAUGCGAUGGGACCCCUACCUCGACAAGGCUCAUGGCUUUGGCUCCGUAGGUCAUCGAGAAGGGUGUCUCCCCUGUAACGAUUCGGCUAGUUGUGCGGAUGGCCCAGAGGACGUGGGGAAGCUCAUCGACCCACGCUCCCUUUGAGGCGUCAAGCUUCC
Messenger RNA from Olea europaea var. sylvestris, 2227 nucleotides. RefSeq lists its product as uncharacterized. NCBI's taxonomy places the organism in Eukaryota, Viridiplantae, Streptophyta, Magnoliopsida, Lamiales, Oleaceae. Bases 188 to 766 code for a protein of 192 amino acids. The transcript has 2 exons. The record is from RefSeq and is a predicted model, not a curated record.